Molecule: messenger RNA, 2644 nt
Organism: Thamnophis sirtalis
Lineage: Eukaryota; Metazoa; Chordata; Lepidosauria; Squamata; Natricidae
Source: RefSeq, a predicted model, not a curated record
UUUGGGCAGAACUAUCCAGAGGAAGCUGAUGGCACAUUGGAUUGUAUUAGUAUGGCUCUUACAUGUACUUUUAACAGAUGGGGCACUCUUCUAGCAGUGGGUUGUAAUGAUGGCCGAAUUGUCAUUUGGGAUUUCUUGACAAGGGGCAUUGCAAAAAUAAUAAGUGCCCAUAUUCACCCAGUUUGUUCAUUAUGUUGGAGUCGAGAUGGUCACAAGUUAGUGAGUGCAUCAACUGAUAAUAUGGUGUCUCAGUGGGAUGUUUUGACUGGUGAUUGUGAUCAGAGGUUUCGUUUUCCUUCUCCUAUUCUGAAAGUCCAGUAUCAUCCUCGUGAUCAAAACAAGGUGUUAGUAUGUCCGAUGAAAUCUGCCCCAGUAAUGCUAACAUUGUCUGAUUCAAAGCAUGUUGUCCUACCAGUAGAUGAUGAUUCUGAUCUCAAUGUGGUAGCUUCUUUUGAUCGACGAGGGGAAUAUAUCUACACAGGGAAUGCUAAAGGAAAGUUGCUUCCUCAUAAAUACUGCUGAUCGCAUAAUCAGAGUUUAUGAUGGCCGGGAAAUCUUGACUUGUGGUAGAGAUGGGGAACCAGAACCAAUGCAAAAACUACAGGAUUUGGUGAACAGGACACCUUGGAAGAAAUGCUGUUUCUCUGGUGAUGGAGAGUAUAUUGUUGCAGGGUCAGCCCGUCAGCAUGCUCUGUACAUAUGGGAGAAAAGUAUUGGCAAUCUUGUGAAAAUCCUGCAUGGCACCAGGGGAGAGCUGUUGCUGGAUGUGGCAUGGCAUCCUGUCCGACCAAUCAUUGCUUCUAUUUCCAGUGGAGUGGUAUCUAUAUGGGCACAGAAUCAAGUGGAAAACUGGAGUGCCUUUGCACCUGAUUUUAAAGAGCUGGAUGAAAAUGUAGAAUAUGAAGAACGGGAGUCUGAAUUUGACAUAGAAGAUGAAGAUAAAAGUGAGCCAGAACAGACAGAUGAUGGUUGUCUUCACCUGCUGACAGCCAGUUGCCAGCAGUAUGACUGGAGGCCAGCUGCCAUAAGAAAGCCAUGUGAAGCUUCAGAACUGGGGUCCAUGCUAAGUAAAUGUGCUGAUGCUGCAGAAGAUGAGGAAGUGGAUGUAACUAGUGUAGACCCUAUUGCAGCUUUUUGUAGCAGUGAUGAAGAACUGGAAGACUCUAAAGCUUUACUCUACUUGCCUAUUGCUCCUGAGGUGGAAGACCCAGAGGAAAAUCCAUAUGGACCUCCACCAGAUGCAGUUCAGACUGCUUUACCCGAUGAUGGGAUAGGCUCUGAGAAGAAGCGGCCAUCUUUGUCCGAUGGACCUCAACCUCCAAAGAAGAAACCUAAAACCACCAACAUAGAACUGCAGGGAGUACCUAAUGAUGAAGUCCAUCCACUGCUGGGUGUAAAAGGAGAUGGUAAAUCCAAGAAGAAGCAAGCAGGGAGACCUAAAGGAUCAAAAGGUAAAGAGAAAGAUUCUCCAUUUAAACCGAAACUCUACAAAGGGGACAGAGGUUCUUUACCUCUGGAAGGAGCAGCGAAGGGUAAAGUGCAGGCGGAGCUGGGACAGCCUUUGCCAGGUGGUGGAAUCUCGGAGUUGUUAUGAAAGCUUCCCUCCUCAUUCUUUUUUCUUACUUUGACGUCAUUACAUGGAAUAAGGACAAAUGUUAAGUCAGAUAAUGGACUGCCUUCAUGUGGGGAAAAAAAUCUGACUUAACUGCCUGCAUCUCCAGGGAACAAUUUUUAUGCAAAUUAUGGAAGAGGAACAUUUUUGUCCCUAGAGAUUUCUUUUUACUAAUAGUAAAUGGACAAGGAAAGAUUUAUAUAAAAUCUGAUGGGAAAGAACUGGUUUUUGCCCAUAAUAUUCUUAGAGUUCCCUAGAGUACAAAGUAUGGAACAAGCUAAGAAGCAUGUACAUGAGUCUUGGUUACUUUAUGUUACAUGGCUUUUCUUGAGAGAGAAAAAUGCUGGAAUCUCAUUGAAUUCCUCCAACAGGCUUGUGACUGGCUAAAGCAAAUUACUCUGAGCCUUCUUGUUGUUUAUUUUUCAACUACAUUGAAUUGUAAAUGCAGUUAGUGCUUAGCUUACUAUCCUACAGCAAUGAGAUAUUGUAAAUUGAUCUAGUUUUCAAACGGGCUGUUAAAAUCCAGAGGUCUCUGAUGUAUAAGAACAAGAACUAUUUUUCCAAGGGAGAAAAGGAGCAUAUAAAAAAGUAAGCAGAGUGAGUAAAAAGCAUGAGAGACUCUUGUUUCUUCUCACCAUGUUUUAAACACAUCCAGAGAUGCUUGUUUUCCAAACCUUUUAAUGUUCUAGGGAGAACAAACUUUCCCUAGACUCCAUAGAGGAAGUGUAUAGAAAUGGAAAACACGGACUUCCAGUAUAUUAAAUGGAUUCAUUUUGUUCAUAUGCUCUGAAAACAAUUUGAGGGUGUGACUGCUGGUCCUGGGUCUAUUUUACAAAACAGGCCUUUCUUCAGGAGAUAUUUAAAUGAUGACAGCGAUGUCUUCAAAGUGCAAAGCUAAAGGAUAUACAGGUGAUUUACAUACUUAACAUCUAUCUAUAGCAGGGUUGACAAACUCCCGGCCAGAUGCGUCACAUGCUGGCCACGCCCAUGCCCGGUUUAGACAGGGGGGAAGGGGAAAGUCCUUUUACAUCA